Messenger RNA from Ostrea edulis (European flat oyster), 1611 nucleotides. RefSeq lists its product as uncharacterized. Gene Ontology annotation, molecular function: nucleic acid binding. NCBI's taxonomy places the organism in Eukaryota, Metazoa, Mollusca, Bivalvia, Ostreida, Ostreidae. Bases 1 to 1611 code for a protein of 536 amino acids. The transcript has a single exon. The record is from RefSeq and is a predicted model, not a curated record.
AUGAUGCAAUCACCAUGUAUAGAUUGGGAUGCUGACUUACCCGAAGAAUAUCUUUCGACAUGGCUUACAUGGACACACUCGCUGAGCAUUAUUGAGGAUUUGAAGGUUCCCCGGAAAUACUUAUCCAUUGGAUUUUCAGAACUUGGGAACAAACAAGUUUUGAUAUUCUCGGAUGCAUCAGAAUUAGCUAUAUCGGCUGUAGCUUACCUACAUGAUAACAGAGACAGCUCCCUAGGAUUCAUCAUAGGAAAAUCUAAAGUUGCUCCAAGGCUAGCUUCUUCUGUGCCACGUUUGGAAUUAUGUGCUGCAGUGUUAGGAGUCGAGAUUGCUUGUAUUAUCCGUGAUCAAUUGGACAUUAGCGCUGAUCAUUUCCAGUUCUUUAUUGACAGUAAGAUAGUAUUAGGAUACAUCCACAACCACACUAAGAAAUUUCUUACUUAUGUGAGUAACAUGAUUCAGCGCAUCCUCAACUUUACCUCAGCAGAUCAUUGGAACUUCAUUGCAACCAAUCAAAAUCCUGCCGAUCACGGUACUAAGCCUACCUCUGACAGAGCUGUCUAUGACUCAUGGAUUUGUGGACCUGUAGAAUGGCUACAAUUUCAGGACAUAAACUCAAUUCAAGCUCCAAUGUUUGAACUUGUAGAACCGAACUUGGACAAGGAAAUAAAGCAAGAAGUUCUCAUUAAUAAAGUGCACUCAUCUAGUCCACCAUUUGGUACUCACCAUUUUGAAAAGUUUUCUUCAUGGAGGAAUCUUGUACAUGCUAUCGCCUCAUUGAAGUUAUUGGUCAGGAGAAGGAAACGGCGCAGUGAAAAUGACAAACAGUUAAGAGAUACAGAGGAAGACAAGAUACAUGCUCGCAAGGACGCGGAGGAAUUCAUAAUUCGCUUAAUUCAGAGUAAAAAUUUUGGAAAGGAAAGAGAUGCACUUAAAGAUGGCAAAAUACUCCGUAAGGAUAGUUGCAUUUCUAAACUGGAUCCAUUUUUGAACAAUAAGGAUAUAUUCCAAGUUGGUGGCAGACUGCGACAUUCUGAAUUUGAUCUGGGUGAAAGAAAUCCAAUUCUUAUGCCUGGAAAACAUCGUGUUUCAAGACGGUUAGUUGUACACUAUCAUGAGGAAACACACCACCAAGGUCGCCAUAUAACCGAAGGUGCCAUAAGAAAUGCGGGAUGGUGGAUUACAGGUGCCAAACGUUUGAUAUCCUCCAUAAUACGUAAGUGUGUGAAGUGUAGAAGAGGACGAGGGAAGUUUCUCAACCAGAAAAUGGCUGAUCUUCCACCUGAGCGUUUGCAAUCAUCGCCUCCUUUUACUUAUGUUGGAAUUGAUUGUUUCGGUCCAUGGAAUGUGACAACGAGAAAAACACGUGGCGGCAGCGCAGACUCCAAGAGAUGGGCUGUGCUCUUUACAUGUUUGUGUUCAAGGGCUGUACAUAUAGAAGUGAUUGAACAAAUGAGUACACCGUCAUGUAUUAAUGCCCUAAGACGUUUCUACGCAACCCGUGGUGCUGUAAAAGAAUUAUACUCAGACAGAGGAACGAACUUCAUUGGAGGUGUCCGUGAACUCGGAAUCUGCUCAAUAAAUGUGGAGGAUCCCCUAUUCAGAACAUGUUAA